Molecule: messenger RNA, 4991 nt
Organism: Rhipicephalus sanguineus (brown dog tick)
Lineage: Eukaryota; Metazoa; Arthropoda; Arachnida; Ixodida; Ixodidae
Gene: ss
Product: aryl hydrocarbon receptor
Exons: 13
Coding region: 50-2254 (734 amino acids)
Biological process (GO): regulation of transcription by RNA polymerase II
Cellular component (GO): aryl hydrocarbon receptor complex; nucleus
Molecular function (GO): nuclear receptor activity; transcription cis-regulatory region binding; protein dimerization activity
Source: RefSeq, a predicted model, not a curated record
UGGGUGACGAUACGCGCGCGUGCUACGCGCGCCCGGACCCGAGGACAGCAUGAGUCACCUGAGUGCGAUGUACGCGACCAAACGGCGCCGCCGGAAUUCCAAAAGCGUACGAGUGGCGCCGAAGGAAGGCCCCAACGGUCAGCCGGUCAAGUCCAACCCCAGCAAGCGACACCGGGAGCGCCUGAACGCCGAGCUGGACACGCUGGCCAGCCUGUUGCCUUUCGACCAGAACGUGCUCUCCAAACUGGACAAGCUGUCCAUACUGAGGCUCAGCGUCUCCUACCUGCGCACCAAGAGCUACUUCCAAGCGUCCUUACACCGCAACAUGGAGAGGCACGACGGCCACCAGCACAAGAGCAGGGAGCUGCUGUACAUCGAGUCACUCGUCGAAGGAGAUCUCAUUCUGCAGGCGCUCAACGGCUUCCUGCUCAUACUCACCUGCGACGGAGAAGUUUUCUACGCAUCUCAUACGGUCGAAACGUACCUGGGCUUUCAUCAGUCAGACAUCUGCCACCAGAGCGUGUACGAGCUGGUGCACUCGGAGGACCGCGAGGAACUGCAGAGGUUCCUGCUGUGGAACUCGCAGCUGCCUUCCGACCGCAGCGCCAUAUCGCUCCAGGAGGCCCUCUUACCCGAGAAUGCGCAGUACCUGGAUAGGAAUUUCACCGUGCGUUUUCGUUGCCUGCUGGACAACACCUCCGGUUUCUUGCGGCUGGACAUCCAGGGCAAGAUCCGUGUCCUCCAGGGCCAGAACCACAAGACCGAAGAGCCUCCGCUGGCGCUGUUCGCCGUGUGCACGCCAUUCGGGCCUCCGUCCUUGCUCGAGAUGCCGCAGAAGGAGUCCAUGUUCAAGAGCAAGCACAAGCUCGACCUGGCACUAGUCUCCAUGGACCAAAGGGGCAAACAGCUUCUCGGCUACGCGGACUCGGACUUCAUGAGCCAAGGCGGAUACGACCUGGUUCACUUCGACGAUCUCGCCUACGUGGCCAGCGCGCAUCAAGAACUGCUGAAGACGGGCGCUUCGGGGCUGAUCGCUUAUCGGCUCGCCACGAAGGACGGCAAGUGGCAAUGGCUGCAGACCAGCGCGAGGCUGGUCUACAAGAAUUCCAAGCCGGACUUCAUCCUGUGCACGCACAGACCUCUCAUGGAAGAAGAGGGCCGCGAUUUGCUGGGCAAGCGGACAAUGGACUUCAAGGUCACCUAUUUGGACGCCGGUCUCACGACGUCCAGUAGCUGCUCUUCGACGAGUAGCGAACGAAACAGCGCCGGGGCCAGCAGCAUCGGAGGCGGAGGGGGCGCGAGCAGCGGCACCAACUGCAACGCCAACUCUGCCGGCGACGCCAGCGGAGCGCUGAUGUCCGAGAACGACUUCAUACUGCGCUGCCAGAGGAAUCGACGCUACAAGUCGCAGAUACGCGACCUCCUCAGUCGCGGGAAACGGAGCAAGGGCUCCUCGUCCAGCAAGAACCCCACGCCCCCGCCGCCGCCGACGACGUACAGCAUCGAGGACUACGGCAACAUGUACGCGACCGCGGCGGCGGCGCCGUACGCUGCCGCGGCAGCUGCGGCCGCCGCGGCGGGCGACAGCGGGCUUCCGCCAGGCUACGGCGUGGCCCAGAACCUGUUCCUGGACAACUCGAGGUUCCUGGCACCCGAGAACUUCCUCCACUACCGGCAUCUCAGCGGGUACUACGCGCCCGAGUAUCCCCAGUAUGGCAACGGCUUUCUCGAUCCCGCCACCAGGUAUACACCCUACCAGGAGCAGAAGGACGACAAGCUGUACGCCUGUCAGCUAGACAAGUACAACGGCGUCCAAGCGCCCAAGGCCUCGUGCUGCGACCCUUACGGCGCCGUACUUCCCGACAGCCGGCAACUCGGCUUCGGCAGCCUCUCGGACUGUUUGCUCAGGCCAGCCAAGGCGACCGCCGUGCCGGCGCCCAAGGAAGACAUGACGCGGCAGAGCGUGCUCAUGUGGGGCGCGCCCCCUCCUCCUCCACCCCCACCUCCGCCCCCGCCCCACACGACCCCGCACCCGGUGUCUGGAGCAUCGGCGGCGGACCCCGGCUGCAAGUGGGGCGGCCUGGCGUCAGCGCCCAAGACCAGCUCGCCGCACAACAGCUCGAGUCCCGUCGGCGCUCGAGUGGCACCGACGCCGUACGCCGCGGCGCCCACGUACACGCACGAAAUGGUUCCGGAGGGGUGGCAGAUGGAAGCCAUGGCGCCUUGGAGGCCACAUUUGCCUGCACUUGGAUAGAAAACCAAGAUGGACUUCAUCAAAAGAAGUGAACGAGACCAGUGCGGUGCUCCAAUACAGGCCGUGACAUCACCGAAGGAAACUAGACGGAGCCUCCCAGAGCUGCCAGCUUUAUCACAGAAGCCUUGCCAAGGAGGAAGUGGCAACUGAACUCUUUAACAUCGAACUGAAUGACUGAAUGUGCGCGAGUGCAUAUAGCUGGACAGACCUCCAAAGAAAGGACGCAAAGGGACUCAUGACCGGUGUUUUCAACCAUUACGAACUGGACUGCAUCAUCAUCAUGUGUGUGUGUGCUUGUGAAUGUGACUUUUCGUCGUCAUCUUAGUUUUGUGUGCUUUGCUUUCAAUUGCGGACUAGCUGAGGGCAGAAAAGAACGAGCUGAAAUGUUGAAAACUUGUUCCAGACUGCAACUGUGAGUGGCAUCCCCGUGACCUUCACCACACCGCUCCAUCAUCUGCAACUGUAACAUAUUGUAAGAAUUGGAGACAAACUAGUACUGCAUGCUAGAUGCAAUGCCAAAUUUCAGUUUCACAGUUAGACUGCUAGUCUGUCCCUCAGUACGGCUGCAAAAAAAAAAAAAAGAUUUCUGUGACUGUUUCAAAGGGGAAAUGAUGUUGGUGAAAAAGAAAAGAAAAACUGAAUUAUGAAUGGCAAAAUUGCACAAAAAACUGUGAUGAUGUAAAACAGUGAUGUACUCUUGUGAUCUUCACGUUAUACCAUUUGUGGCAUAUUAUAAUUAUCUCGCAAUGUCAGAGGUCAAUAUCAUUUGGCCAUUUCUGUUGCACUACUCUUAAUGUUCAGUGGCAUUCAAUGACAUUCAGAAAACAGAAGAAAACUUCACAAUGUUCUAACACUGAGUUGAGGCAAGUGUUACGUCAGGUACUUUCGUUUUAUGUGCAUUAAGAGCGGAAGCAGCCCAACUGUUGCUGCAGUUACCAAUGCAUUCCCUGUCACUGAAUAUCUCAAGGUGUGUGAACGCUUGUUCUUGAGUUCACUGAGGUUGGCGUAUCACAUACCACUGGUAUAUUACAGAUAAGGGAUAACACAGCCUUCAGGCAAGUAGCAAUCUGCUACUUGCCUGAAGCAGAUUCCAGAAGCAAUCUGCUACUUGCCUGAAGCAGAUUGCCAGAAGCAGAUUUAGCAUAGUGGAGAAACAAAAGAGUGAACACCAACACACACACACACAACAAAAAAGGAAACAGAUGAAUGAAGCAAACAAUGGUACUCAUGACAUCUAGUGACAUUAUGUUCAAAAAGUGCGCCCAGGACUUCUAGCUACAAUGGCCCUGUUACACUUAUGAACUUAUGUGAAUGGACAUAUGCAAUAACUGAACCAUUACAAAUACUAUAUGUUUGCACCACUGAAGAGAAAAAAAGACACGGAAGACAAGGAUAAUUUUAGCAUUUCAUGUCUGAUAACAGUGCUGAUGUCGGAUGCACUCUCUGGUAUUUUGGCAUGCAUCUAUGCUCGUACGUCUCCACUAUGCUAAAAUUAUUUUAAUAGAACGUACAACGGAGCCUGUAAGAGCGCUAUAUCAAAUGACAUGUCUUUUUUCAACUUUGAAGAACUUUGCAUUGAAUGAAGAUGCAACAAAGAAAAAAGUCACCAGCAGAAACACAGGAUUUCUCACGUUCCAACCGGCCGUUCCAAAAGAAAAGCUCAAGGCAAAGCCAAUGUUUGGCUUGAAACACGAAAGUGUGCACGUGUGAAUAUGAAAGUUCUUCGGUUGUUGCAGGAAGAAAAACGCACAUUUCUAGUUUGUCUCCGUAAAAAUGAAGGCAUUUCCAGCAUCAAUCUUCACAAACACAUUUAUGGGGAUGAUUUCUCUGCACACUCAACAUAGGAUACUUUGCAGCUGGCAAUGCUUUCAUGAGUCCAACAGUGCUGACUUUGCUAUAGUAGUGCACCAGCGUUAAGCCUACUAAAACAAGCCACUAGUGCCAUAAUGUUCUGAACAAUCUAGUGAGAGUCAUAGGCAUAAUACCAAACUUCCAUGUGUGACCUUUGAUUUUGUGCUAUCCAUCUUAUAUUGCAUAUGAGAAAAGAAAGCGCUUUGGCUUUGUGUGCUUUUGCAAUCAGUCGACUAGAAUCACUUCACUGUGUGUAAGAAAACAAAAAACAAAUUACACACAAUCCUAAGAUUUCUAGCUUGUGCUUGCCAAGAAAUUUUCACAAGAAAAAAAAAGGAGAGAGAGAGGAAAGAUUACUAUCUUAUACGGAAGCCUACUGUAGCGUUCCGUAGCAAGCAUUGCUAGGGCGUUGUUCGUAAAAAAAAUAGAAUUUGCAAUUCGUUUUGUUCAUGCGAAUCAUGAAAAAAUAAAGUAGAGAUCAUGUCGAGUGUGAUGCAUAGCCACAAUUUAGUACCACCAGAAACAGCCAAUCGCACGCUAAUGAUGCUAGGUUUACCACACCCCAUUUCAUAAUCGGCAAUUUAGCAAGCAAUAGGUAGUUUUCAGAUUGUACAUGCGAGCAAACACAUAAAAAAAAAUCCUAGGCCAGAGAACCAAUUUCGAUAUGCAAUGCUCCACAACUUGAAACACACACACACACACUAUCAAAUUAUUGUGUACAUGUGAGGGAUGCUUGCAGGGUAUGUCUUACCCAUGUGUAAAGAAACCAUUGCCUGUGUUUGUACAUGCCGCAGUGUGUAUUUAUUUUAAUAUGUACAUAUUAUACAGGUUCACUUCAUUCCUCGUGAAGGCGUGAACAUGCUUGCAUUCCUGCAAAGAAGGAAGA